AUGCAUAUUAAGGGAAAGACAUUAGCAGUGUUAAAUCCUUUGGCAAGUCUGGAUGAUCAUAUAAUGGAUGAUAGUGAUUUGGCUGGGCCAAUUCUAUUUUGUCUUCUUUUUGCCACUUUUCUUUUAUUGAGUGGUAAAAGGCAUUUUGGUUAUAUAUAUGGUGUUGCGCUUCUCGGUUGUAUUUCUCUUCAUACAAUCUUUUCUUUGAUGUCCUUACGUGGCUUACACUUUUCGCGUACUGCAUCAGUCCUUGGUUAUUGUCUUUUACCUUUGGUUCUUACUUCUGCUUGUGGUAUUCUUAUAUCCAUGGAUGGACUUGUUGGAUAUAUUGUUUCAUCCAUUGCUAUUGCUUGGUGCACUUAUAGUGCUAGUGCUAUGUUUGUAGCAGCUUUUCAACUCAAUGAAAUGAGGUUUUUGGUCGCUUAUCCUGUAGCAUUGUUUUAUUCUGUUUUUGCUGUUAUGACUGUCUUUGCAGAGAAAAAUGUCUCUCUUAAAUCUUAA
Molecule: messenger RNA, 501 nt
Organism: Pneumocystis jirovecii RU7
Lineage: Eukaryota; Fungi; Ascomycota; Pneumocystomycetes; Pneumocystales; Pneumocystaceae
Product: transporter YIP1
Exons: 5
Coding region: 1-501 (166 amino acids)
Biological process (GO): endoplasmic reticulum to Golgi vesicle-mediated transport; vesicle fusion with Golgi apparatus
Cellular component (GO): trans-Golgi network; membrane
Source: RefSeq, a predicted model, not a curated record